AGCGACCCAAACAUCAGACGGAGGUAACCGCGGUUUGUGGACACUGGGAAGGAGAAUGGCAAAUCAAAUCAAGAUCUCAGAAAUUGAUGUCAUGGGGCCCAGAUUCCUUCUCAAUAACAGUCAGACACAAAACAUUAUACAAGUGAUGCACCGAAACCGCUAUUCGAAUUGUCUUUCAUUCAUUCACUUUGCCCCUCUCCCCCGCAAGAUGGCAGCAAUCGUGCGGGUCCUGUCUCGCGCCGUGAACAAACCGUACAGAACAAAGCAACUCACCGAGGAAAUUCCCUACCUGAACGAUGAUGGAUAUGUCGACUUCGCACCAGGCGAUAUUGAAAACCCGAGAAACUGGUCCAUGACGCGCCGUACGACCAUAACAAUGAGCGCAGUGCUACUAGUUGUGAAUGCGACUUUUGCGUCGAGUUCCCCGAGUGGAUGUUUCGGGUCUAUAUCUGAGCAAUUCGACAUUUCAACCGAGGUUGCUGGUUUGACAAUCACACUUUUCCUUCUGGGCUACUGCGCUGGCCCGUUAGUCUUCGCUCCGUUGAGUGAAUUCUACGGUCGGCGAUGGAUUUUCUAUAUUAGUUUCUCACUCUACAUUGCCUUCAACUUUCUUUGCGCUUUUGCGCCCAAUUUGGGCGCGUUAUUAGUGGGUCGUUUCCUGACGGGGACUUUCGUAUCGGCCCCACUGAGUAAUUGCCCUGGAGUGCUCGCCGAUCUAUGGGAUCCGCUGCAGCGCGGGAAUGCCAUGGCUGGGUUCUCGGCGAUGGUGUGGAUUGGCCCAGCGCUAGGUCCGGUUGUCGCAGGAUUCCUGGAAUUGAAAGAGGAUUGGCGGUGGAGCUUUUAUGUGCUGCUCUGGCUUGGUGGUGCGACUGCAGUGGUGAUGUUGACCAUCCCCGAGACUUAUGCACCGAUUGUUCUAUACAACAAGGCGAAACGGCUCCGGCAGGCGCAAAUACCUGGUUAUGAGCAUGUUCGCGCUGCAGUCGAGGAUGGCGACCGGACGCUUGUGGCGAUUUAUAAGGUUGCGUUGACACGCCCGUGGAUUAUUCUGUUCGACCCGAUUUCGUUUCUGUGUGCGAUUUAUAUGGCUGUUGUGUACACUUUGCUGUACAUGCUUUUCACCAUCUAUCCGAUUGUCUUCCAGGAGAAGCGCGGGUGGAAUUCUGGUGUGGGUGAGUUGCCUUUGGUUGGGACCAUUGUCGGUGCGGGUUUGGGUGGUGUUAUAGUACUGGCCGACACACGGAUGCGUCAACGAAGAGUCGAGCGAGGCGAGAUGAAAAUGGAAGAUGCUACUCCCGAAGAUCGCUUGCCACUAGCCAUGAUUGGAGGAGUCGGAUUCUCUGCCACAAUGUUUUGGUUUGCUUGGACAGCAGAGUUUGAAAGCUCCAUCCACUGGAUCGUCCCCACCAUCGCAGGAUGUUUCCUCUCAAGUUGCAUGUUGCUCCUAUUUGUUUCAUAUUUGAAUUACCUGGUAGAUGUCUACCUAAUGUAUGCUGCCUCCGCCAUUGCAGCAAACACCAUUGCCCGAUCUGCUUGUGGUGCCGCGGCGCCCCUUUUCACCAAACAGAUGUUUACCGCGUUGGGUGUGGGCGGGGGAGGGAGCUUGAUCGGCGGCGUGGCUGCAUUGCUGGCUGUGGUUCCGUUCCUGUUUUAUCGGUAUGGUAAGCAAAUUAGGAUCAAGAGCAAGUUUGCUCCAACAUCGCCAGCUAGACAACGAAAAACAGAUGUGGAAAGUAAUCCUCAAGACCGGGGUGUUCAGAGCCCAACGUCGAUAUCCAGCGAAGAGGAAGGAAUAAAUGAAGGGGUAGAAGAAAAGUAG
Molecule: messenger RNA, 1819 nt
Organism: Penicillium verhagenii
Lineage: Eukaryota; Fungi; Ascomycota; Eurotiomycetes; Eurotiales; Aspergillaceae
Product: MFS transporter
Exons: 3
Coding region: 56-1819 (587 amino acids)
Biological process (GO): transmembrane transport
Molecular function (GO): transmembrane transporter activity
Source: RefSeq, a predicted model, not a curated record